AUCUCAAACUUUUCCAUUUUUCUAUUUUUUUGUUUUCCUUUGUUUUCCUUAUAAUCCCUCAUCAUUUCUCAAUUGAGGAGUAAAAUAUUUGAUUAUAUAAAAGAUAAAGAUGAAGGUGGUGCCACCAAAUGUUGCCAUUGCAAUGGCAAUCUUUUUAUUAUUAUCAUCAAACAUAAAUGUUGUUUUUGGGAUUAGAUUUGUGAUUGAUAGAGAAGAUUGUUUCGCUCAUAAUGUUCAAUAUGAAGGGGAUACAGUGCAUGCUUCAUUUGUUGUCAUAAGCAGUGCUGAUUCAACAUGGCAAUUAACUCAAGAAGGUUUGGAUCUUGUGGUUAAAGGACCUUCUGGAGAUCAAGUUCGAGAUUUUCGCGAUAAGAUAAGUGAAAAAUUCGAAUUUGUAGCUCGAACUAGAGGAGUUUAUCGGUUUUGCUUCACUAACAAGUCACCUUAUCGUGAAAAAAUAGAUUUUGAUGUUCAUUCUAACCAUUUUUCAACCUAUGAUCAACAUGCACAAAAUGAACAUUUUACUCCUUUGUUAGAACAAAUAAUAAAGCUAGAAGAAGCUCUUUUCAAUAUUCAGUACGAACAACAUUGGCUUGAGGCUCAGACAGAACGUCAAGCAAUAUUAAAUAAUGCAAUGAGCUCAAGAGCAAUUCACAAGGCCUUACUUGAAUCAGCAGCACUAAUUGGUGCAAGCACCCUCCAAGUUUAUCUUCUUCGCCGCCUCUUCGAAAGAAAGCUUGGAAUGUAGAACACUACAUCAUUUGUAUGUUGGUUUUGAAGCAAAGCUUGUCAAUCCACCAAAUUUUGUUUUCCUUUGAUGGUUAAAUAGUGCAUUCAUAGGACUCACUUGAUUCAAAACUAUUUAGUAGUUUUGUUCUUCUAUUUAGGCACAUAAAUAUGUAUUUUUG
Messenger RNA from Lathyrus oleraceus (garden pea), 908 nucleotides. Its product is annotated as transmembrane emp24 domain-containing protein p24beta2. NCBI's taxonomy places the organism in Eukaryota, Viridiplantae, Streptophyta, Magnoliopsida, Fabales, Fabaceae. The transcript has 5 exons. The record is from RefSeq and is a predicted model, not a curated record. Bases 110 to 748 code for a protein of 212 amino acids.